Molecule: messenger RNA, 1530 nt
Organism: Colletotrichum orchidophilum
Lineage: Eukaryota; Fungi; Ascomycota; Sordariomycetes; Glomerellales; Glomerellaceae
Product: FAD binding domain-containing protein
Exons: 1
Coding region: 1-1530 (509 amino acids)
Biological process (GO): steroid metabolic process
Cellular component (GO): membrane; cytoplasm
Molecular function (GO): Delta24(24-1) sterol reductase activity; FAD binding
Source: RefSeq, a predicted model, not a curated record
AUGGAUUAUCGCUUGGCCAAGCAUCGCGAGCGCGUCACUCUCGUCGCCGGAAAGGUCAAGAAGCUCGCUCGCGAUGGCGUCAAGUACCGCAUCUACCACAAGACUACCAACAGCACUCGUAUCAGCACUCGUGAUGCGAAUGCCAUCAUCGAUAUCAGUGGCCUGAAUAACAUCAUCACUAUCAACGAGCAUCGACGCUGCGCGCUUGUUGAACCCAACGUGUCGAUGGACGCUCUCGUCACUGCCACCCUCAAGCAUGGCCUCAUUCCUGCAGUCGUCCCAGAGUUCCCCGGCAUCACCGUGGGCGGCGCUGUUUCUGGCACUGCACUUGAGAGUUCCUCAUUCCGCUACGGCCACUUUGACAAGGCCGUCGCUUCAGUUGAGGUCAUCCUUGGAAACGGCGCCAUUGUCGUCGCCUCGCCUGUGCAGAACCCGGACCUUUUCGAUGGCCUCGCUGGCGCUUGUGGCACUCUCGGAACUUGCACCCUCAUCGAGAUCAAGCUCAUCGAGGCUCGCAAAUUCGUCGAGCUGAAAUUCCUCCCAGUUUCCUCUGCGGCCGAAGCCCUCAACACCCUCAAGAGAUACACCGACGGCGUGGCCUUCAUUGACUUCAUCGACGCCAUCAUGUUCGGUCCCAAUCACGGCGCCGUCAUCAUCGGCACUAUGACCGAUGAGAAGAAGCCAGGUGUGCCCAUCGUCCGCUUCACCCGUGCUCAUGAUCCUUGGUUCUACCUCCAUAGCCAUGCUUCUAUCCCCCACGCCAGACACACUGACUGCGAGACGUGUAUCUACUCCGAGUCUCGCCCCUCCUCCAUGAGCAGCAUCGUCACCAACCUCGUGCCGAUCAAAGAUUAUCUCUUCCGAUACGACAGAGCGGCUUUCUGGAUGGGAACCUACGGUCGCAACCCGAAGACUUUCAACAGAAUCACCCAGUUCCUGAUCAACCCUCUCAUGAAGUCUAAGGCUCUCUAUGCCGGUCUUCACCACAGUGGCCAGGCGCAGUCCUUCAUCAUCCAGGACAUCACGCUUCCCGAGAAUAGAGCUGGAGCCUUUCUCGCCUGGGCUCACGAGAACAUCCGCAUCUACCCUCUCUGGAUAUGUCCCGUUAGAGCUAUCACUGAUGACACUCGCCGCAGCAAUGGUCACCGAUUCCGUGCUACCGAGAUCCUCAUCAACGUCGGCCUCUGGGGUGUGAAGGCCAUCGACUGGCCCGGCAUCAAGAACAUUGACGGCCCCGAGGCCUUUGAGAAAUUCGUGCGCGACAACAGAGAGAUCGAGAAGGCGACCCGCGACCUCGGCGGCGUCAAGAUGCUGUACGCUCACAACUACUACACCGAGGAGCAGUUCUGGUCCAUGUACGACAAGGAGGCUUAUGACGAGCUGCGCAACAAAUGGAGUGCCGGCGGUCUUCCCAGCCUCUGGGACAAGCUCGGCAAUCCGCAGCCGACCUACAUGGAGAAGAGUACAUUCUUCAAGUGUGUCUUCAAGACCAUCAUGAAGCGCGACUACGUGCUCAAGAAGGGACACUGA